Parasteatoda tepidariorum (common house spider) is the source of this 5366-nucleotide messenger RNA. Its product is annotated as trace amine-associated receptor 1. Gene Ontology annotation, cellular component: membrane. Lineage: Eukaryota; Metazoa; Arthropoda; Arachnida; Araneae; Theridiidae. Gene Ontology annotation, molecular function: G protein-coupled receptor activity. Gene Ontology annotation, biological process: G protein-coupled receptor signaling pathway. The record is from RefSeq and is a predicted model, not a curated record.
GGGAGGAGAAGGAAAAGGGAUGAAGACACCUACAGAGGAUGUGGAAGCUCUCUUCUUCCUCCUUCUUCCAUCACUUCUGCGGAAAAUGUUCCGGAAAGAACGUCUCUACCCCCAGGGUUGAUAUUUAACUCCUCAAGAUAAAUAAAAUCAUGUUCUCAAACAGAAGCACAACGGAAGGAAGUGAACUGCCAUUGAGGUUCGAAUUCGACCUGUCAGAAAAUGCCACCGAUUCCUUACCAGAAUUCGAACUCCCCACCAAAAGAAAUGGAACAGGCGAUGACGACACCUACCUCUUCUACGGCAACGCUUUCGUGGUGCCGAUGGCCAUGAUGAUGGUGAUUAUCAUCAUCCUGGCUGUGGGUGGAAAUGUGAUGGUGAUACUGACUAUCGUGAGACACAGGGGCAUGCGCACAAGGACUAACAUGUUCAUCGUGAACCUGGCUGUGGCAGAUAUAUUAGUAGCUGUGUUGGACAUGCCCGUCUCUCUGACCACCAUCAUCGAGGGUAAGUGGGUGUUCGGGGAACCCCUCUGCAAACUGAAUGGAUUCACGAUGGCACUGUUCCUCAUUUGUUCCAUACACACUCUGAUGUACAUUUCUGUGCACAAAUUCAUUUCCAUCACGAGGCCGUUCUCCAGAGCCAUGACACCUCGGCGAAUAAAGAUGAUGAUUUUGGCCUCUUGGUCAUGGGCAACAUUCUGCGCGAUCGGUCCUCUGAUUGGUUGGAAUAAAAAUAUAUACAAAAAGGGUGCCAGUCAGUGUGGUCCGGAUCUUCCAAAAGGUAUGCUGUCACUCUCCCAUUCUCUCUUGAUCACAACCAGCAACUACAUCAUCCCUCUGUCAGUGAUGUUCUUCUGCUAUUCGAGAAUAUUCCGUGAGAUACACGUCCACAUGAAGAGGAUACGCACUACGUCCAACAUAGAUCUGGAGAACUCGGUGGCACAGCAGAAGAAAGUGGCCACCACACUUUUCCUGGUGCUGGCCUGCUUCCUACUCUGCUGGACGCCGUACGUCAUGUACUCCAAUGCGUCCGCUCUCAUCAAAGACAAGAAAAGAAUUCCCCCGAUUCUAAAUCCUUUGACGUAUUGGUGCGGGUAUCUGAAUUCUGCUUGCAAUCCUAUCAUCUACGCUUUCAGGAGUCCAUCCUUCAGAAAGGGUUACAAGGAGAUCAUGUGCGGUGCCCAGUCAGCCAAACUAAGCGCAGUGAAUUCGAUGAGUUUUCGUUCAAGAUCUGGAAGAUCAGGUUCCCUUAAAUCGGGAUUGAAUGCCUGUGCACAGAUAGAAAAGAUGCAGGAAUCCGAACCUCGAAAGACCGAAGUACGCAGACAGCGAACCCUCUUAUCACAGACCAGUUGGGUGAGCACACCAAUGUUCCCUUAUUUGGCGAGGACUUUUUCAACGUCUAAAACGGCCAACAACAAAAUACGUGAUGAUCCCCCAUCCCCUCACUCAGGCUGCAGCAUUUGCGGUCUAUGGAGACCGAGACCAUCUUCAGCGAUGACUGAUUCACCUGAUGAGAAAGUGAGGCGUCCCCUAAGCCGUGAAAUUAAAGAAGAAGAAGAUGUUAAUGAAAUUGAGGAUGGUGGAAUGCUUGAAGAUGGUGGAAUGCUUAAAGAUGGUGGAAUGCUUGAAGGUGGUGGAAUGCUUGAAGAUGGUGAGAUACAAGUAAGAGAGGACGAUGAUGCAGUUUGAAUGUUCCUCUCGGAAAGACUACUUAUUUUGUGGGCUCAGAAUAUUGGGUGGUCACAGUUCAUUAAAUUAGGUUUUUAUUUGUGCCUAUCAUCCGCAAAUAUUGUUCAGCAAUUUACGUCCUUGUUUCUGAACCACCAACAUUAUUCUCAAUACCACGAGCGGCAUUACAUGUUGUUUAUUGAACACGUCGAAUACAAUAGAGAGAAACACAUGACUUUAAUCCGAUAUUUUUUUCUCCUUCACUUUAUUGUAAAUUGACUUUCGUUUCAACUUAGUCAUGUGAAACUACAGAAUAGGUUAUUAAAACAAAGUAUUGAUCCUCUUAUUGAUGUUCGGCAUCCAGAGUGGAUGUGUUAGUCAGCAACAAACAACAACAGUAAUUACAUUAUUAAAUUCAGUUAUUUAUUUUUUGAGUGUUUAUAUAUAUAUAUAUUUUUAUUUAAUUCGUAUUUAUUUUCAUUCUUUCAUUUACCUACACAUGAUAACCAAAUUUGGCAUUGAUUUUUUGUUAUUUGAAUAGCAAAGUUUAUAUUUUUGUAAGCAAUAAUGAAAGUUUUAUUAAUAUUUAAAUAUGUUUAGGUUGAAAAUACUUUUCAUUGCAGAGAAUAUGUGAAUGAUCAGAAACAAACUGGUCAAAAAGUUACUUAAGUGCUACAAUUUUGUGUACGAAAAAAUUAUGUCAAUAUUCCAAAUGACUACCUUAAGAAGUCCACCUUGAAAUAUUUUGCUGGUCUUUCGAGCAAAUAGGGUUUAGGAACACUGAUUGGAUUUGUUUUUCAAGUAAUCUAAUGCACAUUAUUAUUUGCAAUGUUGAUGUAUGUGUUUAGAAGCAAGAAGAGCAUAGAAGAUUUAGCGAAAAAUUUAGACGCUCAUAUUGUUAAAUGUUAUCUUUUAAAUUCAUUCAAAGACUUAAAACUAUUUUCACUUGAGCUAUACAUAAUGAUCAAAAACAAGUUAUAUUUUGAACUUUCGUAUGUAAAAUAGGAACAGGUAAGACAGAUUUGGAGAUAAGAUCUUCUCUUUUAUGUUUCUCAAAAGACUCCUUUUCCGAAAGUAGAGAAAAAAAAUUCUAUUGUGAUAAUCUUUUGUUAUAGAGACUUGGUGACUAGAACUACUUUUCUUGAAACCUCGUUUUGUUUGCGAGGAAAAUUGUUGUGUCUUGUAAAUGAGAAUAUUUCAAGAGUAAAGAGAGAGAAAGUUAAGGAUAUUUCACGAGUAUUUGAAUGAAUAUCAAAAUAUCUCUGGUUUUUUAAAUGACGAAAAUUUCUUAUACCUUUAUUAUUGAGAGUAUAGUGUUUGCAAUAAUUUACGUGAAAUUAAUGAUUUGAAUUGAGAAAGUACUACUCUUUGACGCAUUAAAGGUUUGAUAUGUACUAGUACUAUAUAAAGUACUAUAUUAGUACUAUAUAAAGUAGUAUACUAUAAAGUAAAAUACUAUAUAAUGUACUAUAUUCUGUACAUACUAUGCUAUACUAGUACUAUAUAUAUACAGUAUAUACUAUACUUACACUAUAGAAGUACUAUAUACUGUAGCAAUAUUCGUUGGCAUCUGGAAGUAUGAAAGUAUGUUUGUUUUAAAUACCAAAGUACUUGGACUCGAAAGUACUAAUAUUUUAGGUUUAAAAGUACUAGUGUUUGAUUAAUUAAUGUAUAGAAUAAAAAAUGGCACUGUUUUACUGAAUGUAGUUUUCUAUAAAUGACUUUAGUUUAAGACAUGAUAUAAUUUGAGUAGAUUGAAAACUGCAAAUUUUGAGAAAUAGUCGUAAACUAAAUUAUUCGUUUCUAACUAGUAGAUGGAAUGGCGCCUCUUAACUGUUUCGUUUUCUUUGUAAAUACUUGUUUCAACUGUUGCUGUUACUCAAAGCCAAAAAAGUGGUACAACCGGUGUUACUAAUAACUAUAACAAAUAACUACAUUAAAAUUUAAAAUCAAUGAAAAAAAUAUUGUGUUCAUAAAAUUGCGCAUAAUUACUCUGUUCGUAAAGUUUUGCUAUCACUCAUCUCAUCCUCUCUUUUCACACAAAUGUUAUGAUCUUCAAUUUGAAGUAGUAAAUAAGAAAUUUUUGGUUCUUAAAGAACUCCGAAUAACACUUGAAGAAAUAACUGUUAUAGUAUAUUAACAUAAUUAACUCGUACAUACUGUUUAGUGUAAAAUUAGGAAAUUUCGCUACAGACCCGUGAAAGGGUGUAGCUUUUUUUUAACUGCGAGUACGUUUCAAAACAUUUCGUAACUUUUUUCAGAAAUCAAAAAUUUUAAUCGAUUCAAAAACUGUUGAUAUUAGUAACGUAAAGCAUUUUUCAAAAUACAUUAAACGUUACAAGGAUCAUUUCUAAAAUGAAGAGACAUUUUCAGAAACAAACGUGAAAUAAAGUAAUUUUCAAAAUAUCAUAAAAUAUUUAUAAUAAUUUCGUAUUUACUAAAAGAAUAAUAUUAAAAUGCUCAUGGGGUGCAUUUUCGACAAAAAAAAGUUGAAACUGGAAGACGACUGGUAGACAAUUUUUUAAUCGCCGUGUGGCCGGUGGUGAUCGUUAAUUUUACCCUAUAAUAUUCUGCAAAACUUGGGGUGCUUUAUGUAUUACCAGUGGGCUAUACUCCCUGUUCGCUAACGCUCACCAACCCCGAUGAUUACUUUGCAAUAAUUACUGUUUUUUUUGGCAUAAAACAGUUGAAAUUAUUCAACUAAAAAUAUAUGUAAAAGAACACUAAUUGCCUCCACUUCCCACUUCCAAAUAUUUUAUUUAUGAUUACUAUUAAGAUCUGCAAGUGAACAUAAAUCAUUUUUGUAAGUAAUCAUUUUUUGAAAUAACAUUUGAAAUUGAAAGUAUAUAUUGUUAUUAACAAAUUUGGUGAGUUCACAACUGUAAUUUAAAAUUUUUGCUUACCUAAAGGACGGAUGUAUUUUAAAUACAAUUUUUACAUUCAUCACUUCUUUGUGCAUGAAGCUAAAAGUUAAGUUCCAAAUCAUUCAACGAAUCUCUUUAACAGUAAUUCAUAAUAGAACAAUAAUUUAAUUUGCACCAAGAAAUAAUAAUAGUAAAACGGUUAAUAAGAUCAGACACCGAUUUAAAUAUCUAAAAAUGUAGAGUAGAAUUGCAUUAUUCUGAUAAUAAUAAUAAAAGCAAUCUUCCUAAAUUCUUAAUUUAGAAAUGAACCGAAAUCAAAAACAUUAUAACAACAGUAAAAACCUUUAAAUUAGGAACGUAAAAAUAUUUGUAGGAAAGCAAUACCCUUGUGACUUGUAUCAAUUUUAUGACAACCAAACCAAUAUGAAAAUGAAUGUGGGAAAACUGGAUCCUACCUUCUGAUCUUCCAGCCAAUAAAAAUGUAUUGACAUGACAGGAAAACCUCGACACUACCAUUAGAUUUUUAUAUAUAGUUAGAAAUAAAGGUACUUGCGUAGAAUCGCCUUUAUAAAAAUAUGCUUCUACUGAGAUGAGAGUCAUUUUAGUUAAACAAUGUCAACACCCAGAUGAAAGUGUCAUCGGAAUUUAUUUAAAGGCAUUUAUGUGUAUUUUAUUAGUGUGUGUAUCAUAUUGUUUUCUACCUCAUUUAUUGUCUCUUGAUAUUUAAUGAAUGUGCAAUUAAGUGUGAUAUUUCAUUCUCGAUGGCUUUCUUUCACAUAUCUGUAUCUGCAUAUCACUUUAUGAUCGAAUGAAAUAAAAAUAAUUGAAAUUC